AUGGUUCAUCGGACUGUAUGUAUUUUGGUACUCUUCGUGAUAUGCAUGUUAGUACAACUAACUGUAUCUAAACGAUAUCGCACACCUAAUAAAGCCGUUGGAAAAAGGUUGUCCAAGGAGUACUUUAGGUUUGAUCGUCGCUAUCCGUUCGAAUUCGGUUUUGAUCAUUACUACCAGGGAGAUAUCCUGCUCCCGGCCCAAGAAAACCGAGUUGUUAUUCGCCGUGAAGCCGCACGAUGGCUCAAUGCAACCGUGCCGUACAAAAUUGCCGGCAAUUUCAGCUCAUCCGAAAUGAAGACGCUCAAGUCGGCAAUGAACCAGUUCCAUUCGAAAACGUGUGUGCGAUUCGUCGAAUGUACUGACCAACCAUAUUUCAUUACCAUUUCAAAUAAAGAUACCGGAUGCUACUCGUAUGUUGGAUUUCACGCGAACAAUCUCUACCACCAAGUAAACUUGCAAACUCCUUACUGCUUGUACAGUGUCGGUACUCCGGUACAUGAGCUGCUGCACUCUUUGGGAGGGUUUCACGAAUUCAGCCGACCGGAUCGGGAUGAUUAUGUUACUUUCAAUCGGAGCGCUUUGCGGCAGGAAUAUCAAACGGAUCAGUUUUUCGAAAAUAAUUUUGAAAAGUUACCAAGUGAUCAAGUACUGACGUUCAAUAUCUCCUACGACUAUGGUUCUGUGAUGCACUACUCACGGUAUGCUGGAGCUGCUAGUCCCAAUAGUCCGGUGAUGAUCAACAAGAAGCCGUGGGUGGGCGAUUUUGGUAGCGAAACUGGCCUGAAGCAGUCCGACAUAGCUAUGGUGAACGCGAUGUACUGCAAAAAAAUAAUGUGACAAGAUCACAAAGAAUCAUACGUAUUCCGGAUCAUUACCAGUGUAGCUAGGCAUAAAUAUUCGUUGAAAGUGUUUUGUGUAUGAAGACUCUUAACAGUAACAUGUUUGUGAAUAAAAAAAUGAAUGAAAUGCCUUCUUCUAUAUAUUAGGCUGUC
This is a messenger RNA of Toxorhynchites rutilus septentrionalis, 992 nucleotides long. RefSeq names its product hatching enzyme 1.2-like. The record is from RefSeq and is a predicted model, not a curated record. Lineage: Eukaryota; Metazoa; Arthropoda; Insecta; Diptera; Culicidae. Gene Ontology annotation, molecular function: metalloendopeptidase activity; zinc ion binding. The transcript has 3 exons. The coding region runs from base 1 to 837 and encodes 278 amino acids. Gene Ontology annotation, biological process: proteolysis.